CUAAGGCUUUUCCAGUCUGCUAUGCAUAUUUGGUUCGCUCGCAUAACCCCUCUCUGGUCUCUAUAGUCUUCUUCUUCCCCACAAACACACACAGAGACACAUCUUGCAGAGACGAAAACCACAGGCGACCUGCAAAGAACAAAGGCGAAUCUAGCGACGAGCUCCUCUCCGAUUCCGGCUUCUUCCUUUAAAAAGAGCUUGUUGAAUGGCUUGCCUUUCAUCUGGUAUCGCAGCAACUUCCUCUCCUUCAACCUCGAGUUUCCUUGGCAGGCAGAAAUGCUUCUCUUCCAAUCUGCAAACCAAUCACCUGAAUUUUUCCUAUGCUGGACGUGUCAAUCUCCGGAUUAAUUUUCCUUAUUCCAAGAUUUUCACUUCUCACAGGUCGGUUCAUCCCGUCUUCAACACCCUCUCUUCUUACAACGGCACAUCUAAAGAAGGAAAGGUUGUUGUGUUGGUCAUUGGUGGAGGAGGGAGGGAACACGCGCUUUGUUAUGCUUUACAACGAUCACCUACAUGUGACGUGGUCUUUUGCGCCCCGGGUAAUGCUGGAAUUUCUAGUUCUGGAGAUGCUACUUGUGUAUCGGACCUCGACACCUCCAAUAGUUCAGAGGUGAUCUCAUUUUGCCACAAACAGGGAGUUGGAUUGGUUGUUAUUGGGCCCGAGGCUCCUCUUGUUGCGGGCCUCAGUAAUGAUCUUUGUAAGGCUGGAAUCCUGUCAUUUGGCCCUUCCUCCGAAGCUGCUGCCUUGGAAGGGUCAAAAAGCUUCAUGAAGAGCUUGUGUGACAAGUAUGGGAUCCCGACAGCAAAGUAUCAAACAUUCAAAGAACCAUCAAAAGCAAAAGAGUACAUCAAACAGCAAGGCACUCCCAUUGUAAUUAAAGCAGAUGGAUUGGCUGCCGGUAAAGGGGUGGUAGUUGCCAUGACACUUGAUGAAGCAUAUGAGGCAGUAGAAUCCAUGCUUGUGGGAGGCGUGUUUGGCUCAGCUGGAUCUCAAGUUGUGGUUGAGGAGUACUUGGAGGGCGAGGAAGCAUCUUUCUUUGCGUUGGUGGAUGGGGAGAAUGCCAUUCCUUUGGAAUCCGCUCAAGAUCAUAAACGGGUUGGAGAUGGUGACACGGGACCCAAUACAGGUGGAAUGGGAGCUUAUUCUCCGGCACCUGUUCUCACUAAGGAACUCGAGUGUGAGGUUAUGGAGUCCAUCAUUGUCCCUACCGUAAAGGGGAUGAGUGCAGAAGGCUGCAAGUUUGUUGGGGUUCUGUAUGCCGGCUUAAUGAUUGAGAAGAAAUCCGGACGACCUAAGUUAAUCGAGUACAAUGUGCGUUUCGGAGACCCUGAGUGCCAGGCAUUAAUGGUUCGUUUGGAGUCCGAUUUAGUCCAGGUCCUACUGGCAGCUUGUCAGGGACAGUUGAACGGAAUAUCCCUGAAUUGGUCACCUGGGUCAGCCAUGGUGGUAGUCAUGGCCAGCGAGGGGUACCCUGGAAGCUACAAAAAGGGAACAGUGAUUCAGAAGCUGGACGAAGCAGAGCAGGUGGCCAAAAUAUUCCACGCCGGAACAUCUCUAGAUGCGGAGGGUAAUUUCAUUGCAACCGGAGGGCGCGUCCUUGGGGUCACGGCCAAAGGAAAGGAUCUUCAAGAGGCACGGGACAGAGCGUACCGAGGAGUUGAGGCAGUUGAGUGGCCGAGCGGUUUUUACAGGCGGGAUAUCGGUUGGAGAGCGUUGUCUCUGACACAACACGUCUGCUAAACGUUCUGGGGGGCAUUUUCGUACUUUUUUCGACCCUUACUCGGGCCAUAUUUCGGGUAUCCGUUUUGGAUUUGAGUGUUAGGAAGAGUGAAUGAGUGACUUUGGGAAAGACUUUUCCUUUUUUUGUAACACUCCAAUGUAGGGACUCUUGCUCUGGUCAUAUCCAGAUGUUCAUUGGAAUGUUUAAAAUCUGUUGAAAAUAACAAAAUAGAAAAAAGUGUCUCAAGUUAUUAAAGGUGACAAUUUGGC
Cuscuta campestris is the source of this 1990-nucleotide messenger RNA. NCBI's taxonomy places the organism in Eukaryota, Viridiplantae, Streptophyta, Magnoliopsida, Solanales, Convolvulaceae. The record is from the annotation of a GenBank genome assembly.